Acomys russatus (golden spiny mouse) is the source of this 746-nucleotide messenger RNA. RefSeq names its product cytochrome c oxidase assembly factor 8. NCBI's taxonomy places the organism in Eukaryota, Metazoa, Chordata, Mammalia, Rodentia, Muridae. Bases 106 to 687 code for a protein of 193 amino acids. Gene Ontology annotation, biological process: intrinsic apoptotic signaling pathway. The transcript is spliced from 5 exons. Gene Ontology annotation, cellular component: mitochondrion. The record is from RefSeq and is a predicted model, not a curated record.
UCGGCCUCGCCGGGCGUCGCCUCGGACUUUACGGCGCUGCCGUAAAGCCGACCUCUCCACUGUCGCGAUGCUGCCGCGUGUCGCGAAAUCUAGUGCGCGCGGACCAUGGCGGCUCUGCGGCCCGGAAGCAGAGCCCUUCGCCAGCCUCUCUGCCGCUCCUUCGCCGGCGGCGUCGGUCGGCUGGCCGGUGAGCGCGCUACGGAGCGCAGGGAUGCUGCGUCCAGCCCGGUCUCAAGAUUCUGCCCUCCGGCACAGUCCUGCUGUGAUUGGAUAGGACCCCCAGAUAAAUACUCGAACCUUCGACCUGUUCAUUUUCACAUCCCUGAAAACGAGUCCCCCUUGGAACAAAGGCUCAGAGAACUGAGACAAGAAACACAAGAAUGGAACCAGCAGUUCUGGGCCAACCAGAAUUUGUCUUUUAAUAAGGAAAAAGAAGAAUUCAUUUACUCAAGACUGCAAGCUAAAGGCUCAGGCCUGCGGACCAAGUCAGGUCAGAGAGCAACACUGGAUGCAGAGGAGAUGGCUGACUUUUAUAAGGAGUUUCUGAAUAAGAAUUUUCAGAAGCACAUGUGCUAUAACCGAGACUGGUACAAGCGUAAUUUUGCCAUCACUUUCUUCAUGGGGAAAGUGGCCCUGGAAAGGAUGUGGAGCAAGCUGAGGCAGAGACAAAAGAAGACAGGCAGUUAGGAGCCCUGCAGGACGUGGCCCACCAGCACCCAGAUCCAUCUGUGAGGGCUCUGGAAAUU